Miscanthus lutarioriparius is the source of this 528-nucleotide messenger RNA. NCBI's taxonomy places the organism in Eukaryota, Viridiplantae, Streptophyta, Magnoliopsida, Poales, Poaceae. The record is from the annotation of a GenBank genome assembly.
AUGGGCCAAGGAGCUGCCAAGGCGAAGCAAGGGGGUGAGGAGGCAGUGCAGAAGACCCCCGAGAAGAAGGACGCGAAGAAAGCGCACAAAUCCAGCGAUGCAAACGAGCUCAUCGAAUUCAUGAGGAAGAACUACGACGCCAAAGUGAAGUAUGUGACGGAGUUCGAUGAGUUCUACCACGCCAUUUACGAGCUUAUCGAAAAAUUUUGCGAGGAGAGAGGGCAGUUGCAGUACAGGAUACCACCAAAAGAGGAGCUCAAGGAAAAGUACGAGAAGUUCCACAGGGGAAGUGGGACGAACGUGAAAGCGCAGGAAUUCGAGAACAUCGCCAAGGCGAUCCUCAAGAUAGACAGCUUCACCUUCGGCAAGGCCGCCGUCGACAUCCUCGUCGUCCUCUUCGGCGUGCCGGUGUGCGCGCUCCUCACCAAGAGGUUCAUCCCGGGCCUCAAGGCCAUCUCCGACGACAUCGUCAUCCCGGCGGCCACCUCCGGAGCCGUCGUCUACCUCGCCAAGUCCAACAAGCUCUAA